This is a messenger RNA of Linum tenue, 2136 nucleotides long. NCBI's taxonomy places the organism in Eukaryota, Viridiplantae, Streptophyta, Magnoliopsida, Malpighiales, Linaceae. The record is from the annotation of a GenBank genome assembly.
AUGGCUGCGCUACAGAUCACCAAACUCCCCAACAUCACCACCACCACUCCUCACCACCAUAACGCUCUCACCACCGUUUCGCUCCUCCGUCUCCCGCGCUUCCCGCAACAUGAUAACUCCGUCACUCGCCGUGACGGCCUGUUCUCCCGCUCCUCCGUUAAGUACGACGCCAGCCGUCGGUUCGGGUUGGUUGCGGUUCGGGCGUUCGACUACUCGGCGGCGGCGUCUACUGCUACUACGACGACCGAGACGGAAGAAGUUGUCGUCGUGGAGGAGGAGGAAAAGCCGGCGGAAGGGAACGGUACGGUGACGAGGUUUAGGAAGGCGGCGGCGGCGGAGGAGUAUCCCGAUGACGUGGCGGCUUUUGAGGUGAGGAAGGACGGUGGGGUGUGGGACGACAUUCUGCUGAAGCUGAGGCUGAUGGUCGCGCCUCCGUGGCAGCGGGUGCAAAACGGCAGCGUUCUGGUCAUGCACUUGGGCGGCGAGAUAUCGGAUUUGAAGGGGAAGUUCUUCUCGCCGGAGUUCACACUGCCGCAAAUCAGUGAGAACUUCGCCAAGGCUGCGAAUGAUCCGCGCGUCGCCGGGAUUUAUCUCAAGAUCAGCUCCUUGAACUGUGGGUGGGCGAAGCUGGAUGAAAUCCGUCGACAUAUAGUGGAUUUCCGGAAGACAGGGAAAUUCGUGGUAACGUACAUGUAUAGGUUCCACGAGAAGGAGUAUUUCCUCGGGUGCGCCUCCGACGAGCUCUACGCACAUUCGCUUUCACCCUUCGGUUUGUACGGCUUCGCUCUCUCCGCAACCUUCAUCAAAGGUGUAAUGGAGAAGAUGGGGAUGGAGCCGCAAUGGGUGAAGGUUGGGAAGUACAAGAAGGCAGGGGACCAAAUCUCUCGCACCACUAUUGACAAGCCACAUCUCGAGGUCUUGAAUCACAUGCUCGGCGAGAGAUACGACUACUGGAUGGACGUCGUUUCUUCUUCCACAGGGAAGAGGAGAGACGAGUUGGAGAAGUUGCUCAACGAAGGGGCCUACGAUAUGAACAGGCUGAAGGAGGCAGGACUGAUCACCGACGUGCUCCAUGAAGACGAGGUCUUGUCACGAAUGAAAGCGAAAGUUGGACUCCGAAAGGACCAAGUUCUGCCUAUGGUUGAUUACAGGAAAUACUCGGGAGUUAUGAACUGGACUCUGGGGUUGAACUCCGGCGAAGACGAAAUCGCCGUGAUCCGAGCAUGUGGAUGCAUCGACAUGAGCUGGAGCAUCCUCAAUUUCCCCGGCACCGGCAUCAAUCCACACGACGUCAUUAAACAAAUCCGCGCUGUCAGAGAGUCGAAAAAGUACAAAGCCCUAGUCAUCAGAAUCGACAGCGCCGGCGGGGAUUGCCUCGCAUCCGACAUGAUUUGGAGAGAACUUAAACUGGUAGCGGCCGAGAAGCCCGUGGUAGCGUCGCUCUCGGAUAUUGCAGCUAGCGGCGGUUACUAUAUCGCCAUGGCGGCCGACGCCAUCGUCACCGAAAACUUGUCCCUGGCUGUUUCUGUUGGCAUCCAUCAAGGGAAGCUUAAUUUUUCGGAACUGCACAAAAGAAUUGGGCUGAACAAGCACAUCGUAUCGAAGGGCAGAUACGCUGAGUAUCCUACAUCUGGCCAUCGUGCUUUGAGGCCGGAGGAAAUGCAACUGUUGGACAACAUCAAUAAGCAUUGGUACACAAUAUUUAUAGACAGGGCAGCAACUUCUCGUUCCAUGAGUAUUGAAGAGAUGGAGAAGCUGGCACAGGGCAGGAUCUAUCACGGUUCACAUGCCUUUGCCCUCGGUUUGGUCGAUGCGGUUGGUGGGAUGGCUCGUGCCAUCGCCAUAGCCAAACACAAGGCGAAUAUCCAGCAAGAUAAACCGGUGAGGAUUGUGGAGCUAACCAAACCCAAUUCCGGGUUGACCGAGUGGAUCACUGGGUUGGGGACGGUCGUGGCUGGUUUGGGCGGCGCCUUGGGUUCGGUUUCCGUGGGCCCGAAAUUCGGGGACCAUGGAGUUGAAGCUCGGGUGGAUGCGUCGAUGUUGGAUGGCCUGGAUGGAGGAGAAGUUUCGGAGUACUCCAACCCUAUCUUCACUAUCAUGAAGUCUUUCCUCAAGCUCGGUCUUGGAAGCAUAUGA